AGUAAUGUAAUUUGUGAAAGUACUUUGCUGGUCUGUGUUAAAAUAUCUUAACUCAUGUGCACUCUUUCAUUGUAGACGAACAGGAGGCAUUGAACUCGAUCAUGAAGGAUCUGGUGGCCCUCCAGAUGAGCCGACGUCCCCGGGUGCCUGGAUAUGAGACCAUGAAGAACAAAGACACGGGUCACCCAAAUAGGCAGAAAAAACACAACAGCAGCAGCUCAGCCCUUUUGAACAGCCCCACAGUAACAACAAGCUCAUGUGCAGGGGCCAGUGAGAAAAAGAAAUUUUUGAGUGACGUCAGAAUCAAGUUUGAGCACAACGGAGAGCGGCGAAUUAUAGCAUUCAGCCGGCCUGUAAGAUACGAGGAUGUGGAGCACAAGGUGACAACAGUGUUUGGGCAGCCUCUUGAUCUACAUUAUAUGAACAAUGAGCUCUCCAUCAUGCUGAAGAGCAAAGAUGAUCUUGAUAAAGCAAUUGAUAUUUUGGAUAGAAGCUCAAGAAUGAAAAGCCUUAGGAUAUUGCUGCUGUCCCAGGACAGAAACCAUACCAGUUCCUCUCCCCAUUCCGGGGUGUCCAGGCAGGUGAGGAUCAAAGCUUCCCAGUCUGCGGGAGAUAUUAAUACCAUCUACCAGCCCCCCGAGCCCAGAAGCAGGCACCUCUCUGUCAGCUCCCAGACCCCUGGCCGAAGCUCGCCUCCCCCUGGCUAUGUGCCUGAACGGCAGCAGCGCAUUGCCCGGCAGGGGUCCUACACCAGCAUCAAUAGUGAGGGGGAGUUCAUCCCAGAGACCAGCGAGCAGUGUAUGCUGGACCCACUGAGCAGUGCUGAAAAUUCCUUGUCAGGAAGCUGCCAAUCCUUGGACAGCCCAUCCUUCCGGAAAUCGCGAAUGUCCCGAGCUCAGAGCUUCCCAGACAACAGACAAGAGUUCUCAGAUCGGGAAACUCAGCUCUAUGACAAAGGGGUCAAAGGUGGAACCUAUCCCCGGCGCUACCACGUGUCCAUGCACCACAAGGACUACAACGAUGGCAGAAGAACAUUUCCUCGAAUACGACGUCAUCAAGGUAACCUGUUCACCCUGGUGCCCUCCAGCCGCUCCCUGAGCACAAACGGCAAGAACAUGGGUCUGGCUGUGCAAUAUCUGGACCCUCGAGGGCGCCUGCGGAGUGCGGACAGCGAGAACGCCCUCUCUGUGCAGGAGAGGAAUGUGCCGACCAAGUCUCCGAGUGCCCCCAUCAAUUGGCGUCGGGGGAAGCUCCUGGGCCAGGGUGCCUUUGGCAGGGUCUAUUUGUGCUAUGACGUGGACACAGGACGUGAACUUGCUUCUAAGCAGGUCCAGUUUGACCCAGACAGUCCUGAGACAAGCAAGGAGGUGAGUGCUCUGGAGUGUGAGAUCCAGUUGCUGAAGAACUUGCAACAUGAGCGAAUUGUGCAGUACUAUGGCUGUCUGCGGGACCGCGCCGAGAAGACUCUGACCAUCUUCAUGGAGUACAUGCCGGGGGGCUCAGUGAAAGACCAGUUAAAGGCCUACGGGGCUCUAACCGAGAGUGUGACCCGAAAAUACACCCGGCAGAUCCUGGAGGGCAUGUCUUACCUGCACAGCAACAUGAUUGUUCACCGGGACAUCAAGGGAGCCAACAUCCUCCGAGACUCUGCUGGGAAUGUGAAGCUGGGGGACUUUGGGGCCAGCAAGCGCCUGCAGACCAUCUGCAUGUCGGGCACGGGCAUGUGCUCGGGCACGGGCAUGCGCUCGGUCACCGGCACACCCUACUGGAUGAGCCCUGAGGUGAUCAGCGGUGAGGGCUACGGAAGGAAGGCAGAUGUGUGGAGCCUGGGCUGCACUGUGGUGGAGAUGCUGACGGAGAAACCACCUUGGGCAGAGUAUGAAGCCAUGGCCGCCAUUUUCAAGAUUGCCACCCAGCCCACCAAUCCUCAACUGCCCUCCCACAUCUCUGAGCAUGGCCGGGACUUCCUGAGGCGUAUUUUUGUGGAGGCCCGCCAGAGACCUUCAGCUGAGGAGCUGCUCACACACCACUUUGCACAGCUCGUGUACUGAGCUCUCAAGGCCACGCUGCUGCUGGCUGCCCUUGCUGCAUGGGCGAGGGGCUGCUGUGGGGCUCAGCGAAGUUGCUGCUUCUCCCAGGCAAGGCUGUGGACCACAGAGCUGCAGUUCAGCCAGCAUUUGUGCCUCUUCCGCCGCUGGGGCUAGAGCCAGGGUGGGGCAGCUGCAGCCUCAAGGACAAAGCCCCCAGCCUGCCAGACCUGAGAGCCCAGUCCUGUAAGCUCAGUGUGGAGGAGAAGGAGCUAGGAACAGUAUGCAAGGCGCGGUGGGCCUUGAGGCUGUGUCCUGACACUGCAAGCAGCACCAGAGCCCAGAAGGACUAGGGGCACAGGAUGGACACGAGGGUCCAAAUAGUGUUACUUUCAUCCAGAGUGUUAUUUUGUUUCUCCUCCCCAUGUCUGAGAUCACCAGGGCAUCUCUGGGCUGGGUGAGGCCACCCACGCCUGAGUUAAAAACCCUGCAUCCAGAAGCCAAUGGAAGGCAGAGGCCUGGGCUGCGCUCUCCCUGGGGCCCCCAGGUCAGCUUUGCCAGUCCCUGUCCUUUACCAAAGAUGAGUGAGCAGAUGUUACGCUGCCUUAUUCAGGGAAGGAGGAGCACGUCUUGCCUGCCCCUGUGACCCUGCCUUCCAAGCAGGAGCCUGAGAUGUGGAACUGCCCCACUGAGAGGGCAGUUUUGUCAAUGCAAUUGUCUCUGUUUUACAAGUUGGAGUCACUCUUAUGCUGUACCCAGUUUUUAAACUAGAGGCUGUGUGCCCUCUGGCCUCUGACUACCCCUGCUGUGGGCUUGGACCUUGGGCUGGAUUGGAAAGAGCUGAAGGUAAUGGCCUUUGUGCUCCUGACCUGGCAUCUGUCCCCCCACUGCAGCAGAAGGGAAGUGGACAGCACGGUGCAGGCCUCUGAUCCAGCUGGCCGCCCUGCCCUGAGCAGCCUGUUCAGGCUGUCUGGGAGUGUGACCCUGCUAGGACAGAACCCUCUCCACCUGGUAGAAGGGAGAGCCCCUAUGAUGCCACCAACUAUGUCCAAAACUGCCAGCUCUAUUCCUCCUUGACCAGCCUUGUCCAUCCCCAAGGUCUCAGCUUCUUUCCCUUCUUGCUCCUCCCUUGUGGGAGGAGCGGCAGCAGGAGUCUGGGAGCCAGUAUCUCCAAGCAGCUUAGAGUUGGCCUUAUUUACCUCAGCUUGGGCGCUGGUCCUUUGUUCCGGCCCCUCCCCUCCAAAAUGUGCCUAUUGCUAGAGCUCCUCCCUCUCAACACCCAGUUCCUUGGGAGUUGUCAUUAAAGGAAAAAAAGAAAAAAAAAAAGCCAGUGCCCAGGGAUGGG
Messenger RNA from Pteropus alecto (black flying fox), 3372 nucleotides. It is a transcript of the gene MAP3K3, whose product is annotated as mitogen-activated protein kinase kinase kinase 3. Gene Ontology annotation, biological process: protein phosphorylation. NCBI's taxonomy places the organism in Eukaryota, Metazoa, Chordata, Mammalia, Chiroptera, Pteropodidae. Gene Ontology annotation, molecular function: ATP binding; protein kinase activity; protein binding. The coding region runs from base 102 to 2051 and encodes 649 amino acids. The record is from RefSeq and is a predicted model, not a curated record. The transcript is spliced from 16 exons.